UUGCUAGGCUGCCGGUGCGAGAGCGACUACACUCCGGAUCUAUGCUUACUGCAGGGCUUUUCGGUUUGGGAAGCGAGGCAUAAACAGAAUAAGCAUAGCUGGACAACACCUUCAGCACCGCAAAGGCCGGCUUCGCAUGCCCGGGAAUCGAGUCCGGCCGCAGCUGCCUGCCAGGAGCUGCUGCUUCUGGCCGGGCGCGCAGGAAGCAGCCAUUGUUCUCUCGCCCCCGGGUUAGGCAUGAAGCCGCCGCCGGAGCGAGGGAGCAAGCUGCCCGCGAGUCAGCAUCAAACUCUCCUGCCGGCCGUGCCAUAGUCCGGGGAUUAGGUGAAGCCCCGCUUGCCGAGAGUUAUUCCCCGCUUGGAGCGGAGCAGCCGCCACCCAGCAGCCUCCUCGUCUCGGUCGCGAGGCGCAGCGGCUGGCCGCCCGCGAUGACGAGGCCCCUCCUAGAAGGCCGGGCCUGGAAGAGGAGGAGGCGCGGUCGGGCGGCCUGCAGGGCCUGUGCCGCGUUGCUAUGGCGAUCUCGCAGCCCACGGCCAUGGCGGACGAGGAGUCGGAGCGCGACAGCGUCCACACGGGCGAGUCGCGGGAGCUGAGCGAGGAGCUGCACCAGGACCUGGCCCAGUUCUCCAUUUCCCAGCUGGACGGCUUGGUGGAGGAAGCCAGCCAUGACAAUGCCAUGCUCAAACUCGAGACAACAAUGUUUGAGAAGACUUUCAAUCGGCUUGAGCCAAGGGACUUGGUGCUGGAAAAGUUUGGCUCUUUGAUGGACAUGGGACAAGCACAACUUGCACGAGGCAGGCGCAAAUCUAAAUCCCGGUUAACAGCAGAUCGUCUGGUGGGUCUGACGGUGGAACAGAAAUGUGACAUAGCACAACGGGAGCUGGAGGAGACAAAGGAAGACGUUCAGAGGUUAAAGGAGAAUUCAGAAAGGCUGUUGCAGAACUACCUGGCUGUCCUGGAGGAAGCAGACAUCCGCCUAGUUGACAUUAAGAAAGCUGUGCAGGACUUUGACAAAGAUAUAGUCAAAACCAUCACCAAGAAGAAAGGGAGUGUCAUCGCCUCUGAAAAAGUUCUGAGAUACAUGGAAGAUAGGAUACGCUACAGGGAUGUACUGAAAGAGAAAAUUCGUUUGAAAAAUGAUUCCCUGAAAGUCCAGAAGAAGAAGAUGCAAAUGCAGCUCAAGCAGAAGGAGGAACUCGGGGAGGCACUACACGAGGUCGAUUUCCAGCAGCUGAAAAUCGAGAAUGCUCAGUUCCUGGAGAAGAUUGAUGAGCGGAACCAGGAGCUGCUGCAACUGAAGCUGACUGUGGGCAACGCUAUCCAGGUCCUCAAUUUCUACAGAAAGAAACUGUAUACCGCAAUGACCCUGGCCACCAACCUGGUGAAAGAUAUUGCCCAGAGAAAGGAGUCCCUGGAAAAAAUUGAACAUGAGGCCAUCCUCGUUGAGGAGGAACGGUUCAAAGCCGAGGUCCUGAACAAAAAGCUACGGAAACAACUGACAGAGUACAAAGUGCCCCCUGUCCUUGACUAUGUCCAUGAGAAGAUGGCAGUACAUGAACUGGAGAACAUCAUCAAGAUCUGGGAGAGGAAGGUGGAAAUUGCAGAGAUGGCCUUGCGGGGCUACCAGAGUACUUGGCACAAGGCAAAGCUGGCUAGUCAACAGCUGCAGGCUCUUCUCCCAGAGCAAGGGAGCAACUGAGAAGGAGAGAGCUGGACAAAGGCACUUUACCAAGGGCCCAGUUGCCUAGCCUCGGAAGAGAACAGUAGCCCCUGCAGCACAUGCCUCCUGCUUCCUCUGUCUUCUUUGGCUCUCUCUUCCUGACAAGGUAUUUGCACCAGGGUCUCAGGACCCCUGCAGUUGUUGUCCCCUUUCCCUUUCUGUUCCCCUGUGAUGAGUUACUUUAUAAGUCAUCAAUAUAUCUGGCUAUAUUUA
Podarcis raffonei (Aeolian wall lizard) is the source of this 1933-nucleotide messenger RNA. It is a transcript of the gene CFAP263, whose product is annotated as coiled-coil domain containing 113. Lineage: Eukaryota; Metazoa; Chordata; Lepidosauria; Squamata; Lacertidae. The transcript has 9 exons. Gene Ontology annotation, cellular component: ciliary basal body; axoneme. The record is from RefSeq and is a predicted model, not a curated record. Gene Ontology annotation, biological process: cilium assembly. Bases 512 to 1699 code for a protein of 395 amino acids.